Fusarium vanettenii 77-13-4 is the source of this 861-nucleotide messenger RNA. RefSeq lists its product as uncharacterized. The record is from RefSeq and is a predicted model, not a curated record. Lineage: Eukaryota; Fungi; Ascomycota; Sordariomycetes; Hypocreales; Nectriaceae. The coding region runs from base 1 to 861 and encodes 286 amino acids. The transcript has 3 exons.
AUGAAUCUGACCUGGCUAAUUACUGGUUGCUCAAGCGGCUUCGGCGAGAUUCUUGUCCGGCAGCUCCGAGCCGCUGGUGAUAAUGUCAUCGCAACCGGUCGCAAUGCGGAUAUUAAACUUGCCCAUCUGAAAGAUACCGGAGCUACCAUCCUUGAUCUGGAUGUUGCAGAGUCCCCCACGGUCAUCCAGGCCAAGAUCAAUGAAGUAUGGGGUGUUUACGAUGGUGGCAUCGAUGUCGUUGUCAACAACGCGGGCUACAUCCUGAGCGGUGCUGUUGAAGAGUUGACACAAGAAGAUAUGGAAAAGUCCUUCCAGGUCAACUUCCACGGCCCGCUCAAUAUCACUCGUGCCGUUCUCCCACGCCUGCGAGCAAAGGGCAAAGGUACACUUCUGUACGUGAGCUCACAAGCGGCGUGGCACGCCGACCCCAGUGCUUCCGGGUACUGUUCGAGCAAGUUCGCAUUGGAAGGUGCUGUCGAAUGCCUCGCCAAGGAACUUGCAAUGUUCGCCCCAGGCAUCAAGGUCCUGAUCGUCGAGCCAGGCUACUGCCGAACCCCGGUGUUCAACAAAUUGCAGCAUGUAGAGGCUCGGAUUCCAGAGUAUGCCCCAUUCAACGAAGCUGUGCGGCAGGUUGAGGCAACUUUGACUGCGUCCUCACCCGGAGACCCAGAUAAGGCUGUGGCUCGAAUGAUCGAAUUGGUGAGAGUUACUGGCAUGGCUUCUGGGAAGAAGGUGCCCCUAAGAGUCCCUUUGGGGUCUGAUAGUUGGUUAAAGAUCAAGACAAAGUGCGAAGAGACGCUGGAGAUAUGCAGAGAGUGGGAGGAGGUGGCUAAGAGCACGGACUCUCCUGUUGGGGAAUGA